GUGGCAUCGCUGUACACAAAGAUGGCGGAUGAAUGAAAGGUUUGCAGACUUGCGUUGUAACUUUAGUAGAAAUGCAAACAUUUGUUAGUGUAAACGUUUAUAGUUGAUGUAAAUUAAUAUAGUAUUUAUUUAAAGGUGUUAUAUUUGUGAAAAUGGCUUCGUGGGCUGGGUUUUCGGAAGAAGAGCUGCGGAGGAUACAGCAGAAAGGCGAGGCGAAUGAGAGUGCAGUCGCUUCAGUUGGCCGCGGCAGGAGAUCCGCUCCUACUAACCGGAGCAGGCAGCAGCUGCAGCGGGAGAAGGCGCUUCACAUGGCCGCUAAACAGAAAGCGGCUCUCGGGGACUCUGCACUGUCUCCUGAGCAGCAGCUUCAACCCGCUCCAGCACCAUCACCCGCUCCUCCACCCGCUCCUCCACUCCAAACAACUCCAGACAAAGUACCAAAGCAAGAGCUACAACAGGCAGAACCAGGAACUGUCCCUCUCGACUCAGAAGAUCCGCCUGCAGCAGUGAAGGAACUGGACAAACAGGAAGUGGAAUUACGAGAGAAGACCCGUCUGCAGCACCUUCAGUGGGAGCAGCGAAUGAUGGAAGAGAAGAAUAAAAGAACCAAAGCCCUCCUUGCUAAGACCAUUGCUGAAAAAUCUAAGCAGACGCAAGCCGAAGCGGUAAAAUUGAAGAAAAUCCAAAAGGAGCUCCAGGCUCUGGAUGAUUCUGUGUCCAGUGAUAUCAGUAUCCUCAGGAGCCUGAUCGAGCAGGCCAGCCUGGAGUAUUCCACAGCAUGGAAGCGCUUGGAAAAGGCAGAAGCCGAGUAUGUGGCAGCCAAGCUAGACCUGCACAAGAAGACGGAGGCUAAGGAGCAGCUAACCGAGCACCUCUGCGCCAUCAUCCAGCAGAACGAGCUGCGCAAGGCGCGCAAGCUGGAGGAGCUGAUGCUGCAGCUCGAGCUCAACACAGAGCAGGCGUCCGAGGGAGCGCAGGAGGAGGGGUGUGGGGAGAGCGAAGGCCCCGCCCAUUCCGCAACAGUCAACGAAACUAAAGUGAAAAGUGACGGCCAGGUUCACACAGACUGCACAGAUAUUAGCAAGGAGAGUGCCGUGACUGUAGCAAAGACAAGUGAAGGUCAGGAGAAGAAACUGCUCACAGCUACUGUGAGUGGAGACGGCUAGUUUUUCAUCCUUUAUUACACAUACGCAGCAUGGGGCUACUUCCACGUGUAGAUGACCCAGUACACUAACAGAUAAUCCCCUAAUUAAAUUGCCUAUUAGUAAUAAUAAUAGUAGUAGUAGUUCUAGUCUUAUUUAUUAUGGUGGAGGGAGUAUGAAGAAACUGGGCUACAGCUUAAGGCUUGAACAAAAUAGUUAAUAUGUUCUUUAAAUCAAAAGUGUUUUUAUUCACAUUAAGUUUUGAUUAAAUGUUCACCUAAAGAGUUUUCAUUGCUAUAUACAGCUUCGAUUUUCCUGCAAAUCCCAAUCUUUGUCAAACUUGUGUAACACUAUGCUCUAUAUUGUAUAUCGAACUUUUAUUAUUGAGCACUUUCAUGAACACUAUGCAGAAAUGUGACGUCUGAAAGUUGCAAGUGGCAAAGCUUCGAAAAACUGAUGUCUGUGAGGUUAUAUCAUGCAAAGCCAUGAUUAUUGCAUGAAGAACCAACAGCCAUGGCAUAUUCAUGUGCAGUUCUUUUUUCCCUUCCUUAUGAAUUAUUCAGGAAAGAGAAUAGACUGGGUAAAGUGUUUAACUCGUCGUAAGAUGAUACGUUAUAAUUUAUGGAGAUUAUUCGCCCUGGUUCCACAAGAGUGACUGUAGAGUUGUCGUAUUUUAACCCACAGUUUGACAGAAGAUUCUUCGGUCAAAAUCUUGAACAUUAUUAGUUUUUCUUUAAGAUAGAGAGCCAAGUGUAUUGCAAUGGAUUUUAUGUUUUGAACCAAUGGGGAAACUUGAUUUAGUUUUUUUUUUUUUUUCUUUUUUGUUUUUUCUAUGUUUAUCAAAUAAUGACACUAUGCUUCAUGUUAUGUUUUCAGAGAUUUGAUACAUAUUUAUAUACCCUUCAGACUAUAUUUUUUACAUAUUU
Molecule: messenger RNA, 2068 nt
Organism: Pangasianodon hypophthalmus (striped catfish)
Lineage: Eukaryota; Metazoa; Chordata; Actinopteri; Siluriformes; Pangasiidae
Gene: gorab
Product: golgin, rab6-interacting
Exons: 5
Coding region: 153-1166 (337 amino acids)
Biological process (GO): non-motile cilium assembly
Source: RefSeq, a predicted model, not a curated record